Schistosoma mattheei is the source of this 4832-nucleotide messenger RNA. The record is from the annotation of a GenBank genome assembly. NCBI's taxonomy places the organism in Eukaryota, Metazoa, Platyhelminthes, Trematoda, Strigeidida, Schistosomatidae.
CACAAUUUACCUUCAGGAUGAACUCAAUAAAACACUGAGUGCCACAUUCCUACAAACUUCCCAACCAAUCGAUUUACACUAUUUGAGGAUUGAAAUCAAAGCGCCUGUUUCCACUCUUGCGUUUCAGUCAGAUGGGCGAGGACUUCAAGUCAGAAGAUAUACUUGGAUUUAAACUUGAUAGGUGUAUUUCCGAUACCUUGAUUAAAACAGGUGCUGGUUUAUUUGGGGGAAUCAUAUGUUCCGUGGUGCUUGCUAAAAGGCGUCCAUGGCCACUUAUCUUCGGGACUGGUUUCGGUCUCGGAAUGGGAAUUUCCAACUGUAAUAAUGACUUUAAACAACCGCUUCCUUUAGUUUCUCACCGUAUUGUGAGUUCAAAUCAAGUUCCGGAUGAAAAGAUAGACACAUAGUAUGAUGGAACAACACUCCUAGUCUGUAUUUAAACCAAAUUGUAUUUUUAGAAAUGACUUUCAACUCGUAGAUUGUUAUGUGAAUAAAGUUUAUUCUAAAACUCCAAGUUCUGUUUGGAUUUAAUUAGUACUAUUAUAACUAUGUUUGGGGUGCAUGUAUGGGUUUCUUAUUUUUACUACACCAAGCAAGUACGUGUCAUGCAUAAUUAAGCCAUAUUUUACCCACAGUUAAUCUGUAAAAAUAAUUUUAACAAUUAGUUUCGGCUGGUUUUGUUUUUUUGGUAAUUUUCGACUCAUUGUUACGCCUUUAACGUGUUUGUUUGCAAACAGUGUAGACCAGCAGAUCAUCAAAGGCAUUGUUUCGAUAUUUGUAUUUUACAAUCCGAUGACACGAUAACUUGUAAUAGGCUCUUAAGUAAAAUUAUUUUAACUCAUCUAUGCUCCAUUACUUAGAUUUUAAUAAUACUUGAAGGCAUAAUGCGAGUGGGGAAAAUUUAUUGGACCGGAUUUGCCUUAGCAUCAGAUGCAAAUUCAGAUUUAUGUAUGAAGGACAGAAGCUCGAAAAUAUAACUUAGUUCUCCAGGAUACUUCUGCAUGUCUGAUAUUCUCUUGAGUAAGUCCAACAAAGGUACAAAUAUCAUGUUUUCUAGUAGUAGGUUUUAAGAGUCGAUCAUUCAGUAGGGAAAUCUGCGCUCCACUGGUAUAUGGUCCGCUCUGGGAUUUUGAAACCUUUCUUUUUCUCUGAUUCGUCCUUAUUUAGUCAGAAAGAAAAAAAGAUAUAUCUGAUUUAGAACCUACACUCGUUAUUCCAUACAUCAUUUUCGGUUGCCUCAGUUGACGGUAGGUUGAUUGAAAGGCAUCUAAGCCCUUUCAAAAUCUCGUUAUUCUCGGUCAGGUGAAUGUUUCUGAAAAUUAGCGUCGCCUUUGAAUGGGAAUUAAUGGUGUGCGUGCCGUUGUCUAAUUCGAAUCUUACUAUUUCUGCAUGAAGCGUUGCGUUCCUGUUAAAGGUUUUAAAGGAUUUUUAGGUUAGGGAGAGCUUCCACGAUGUUAAAAAGUCCUCACCCUAUUUUAAAUAGGACCAAUAAGACCCAAACAAAGAAGCUAUGCGGACUACAAUUUCCAGAACACCGUAGGUUCUGGUGCAAAUUCUUACUGGUUAAAUAUAAUCUUGAAGCGAUUAGGAGAAAGUUAGGUGGUUAAUGCACGUUCAUAGCUUAACUCCUACAUAAUAGUUGUUUCAUUAUAUGUAUGUGUAUGUGUAAUGCAUCUUAACCUUUUCAUUGGUGUUGUAACGUGUGACUUGCAGGUUUUAGUAAGCAGCGUUUUAUCGAUCGAUCACAGUAACACGGAAAACACGUAUGGACGACCUAGUGCCCUGAUUGGCCCUGCUUCGCUGUCUAUCCCAGCCAGCUGAGUCUAGAACACAAGUCACAGCCUCUGAGAUAUGAAUCGUUGUAUUUCAGACAUACUCUAUUUAUAUACUAAUCAAACAAACCACAUCGUACCAUAAAAUAGAAAACAACAUUUACACAAUAUUUAACAAGUGAAACAAACAUCGACCAAUGGGAAAUGUCCAUUUGACGUUCAAGGACACCAUUCGACUUAACACGAUAAUUAUUGGCAUAUUCCUCUGCAUACCUAACAAUUGGACUAAAGUGUAGCAACAAUUUAUUAUCACCACUUAGUGCUCUAUUCAUAACUUAGACAUUAUACGGUAUCCCCACUAUAUUUGACUAGUGUUUCAGAAACACCUACGACCAAACGAAUGCAACUUAUGUACGUCUUUUCUCAAAACCUUUUUAGUGACAAAAGGUAUGCUGCGCUAUGUGCUCUGUUUAAUAGACAAAACUUUCAUUUCACUGAUGCUGUACGUUAUGUAAAUUUGAAAAGGACUUGUGUCCUUGUUGAGAUUUUGUCAGUUCCCAGAGUACCACGAUUAAUGAGAGCCCCGAGAUUAUUGGUGUUCUGCACACCCACCUGGUCUAUUACCAGGCAGCAAAUCCAGUUAGGUUGACUCAAGAGAUCAUCAGCGAUGGUGGUAAAGCACUAUCAGCUAGGUAGACUGAAUUAUUUUCAUACCUAUAUACAUAACUUCGAACAACACUUUUGUAAUAGAGCUAGUGUUAAUAAUCAACUGUCGAGACCAAAGUUGAUGGUACUAUGUUUGAAAUAAAAACUUUGAUAUUGUAAAUGUAAAUGUAAUAUGUAGCUACUUUUCUAAAUAUAUGAUGAACAUUUUAGUCAAAUAGUUAUGAGAUGUCCAAGUUAUUUCAUUCAAUUUCAAUGAUAUAAUGCUGUAAAAAUAUGUGAUUGGCUAUGCGUAGGGCAAUAUACAGUUCUGUUUAUUUAUGGUUGAUAUCUGAGGCAUCCCACUUAAGUCUGGUGUAUUCUGUUUGAUUAUUGAGCACGUAAACAUAAGGUUUACGUUCAAAUUAUACAGCUUGGAUAAAAAUUAGGUAGCUGAUUUCCCCUAAAGUAGAUGCUCUUGUCUAUAUGCAUUAAAUUAGUGAUUCUCAGGAAGUGGGACUAGUAAACAUUUUAACGUAGAUCCCACACCCAUAGACUUAUUGUCUUGUUCCAGAAAACAGCAUUGUGAGCUUUGGUCUAUUUCAGUUGUUAAGGUGUUUAAAAUUGAUAGGUUUCCUGUACUAGAUUUCCUUAAUUUCAAUAUUCCAUUUACUAAGAGGAUCACAAGCUUUUCAUAAUGCAGAUCACUGUUGAUUAUUUUAAUCAUAUGUUUUAUGAAGUGGUUUAUUCUUCUAGACUUAUUCAAGUCUUCUUCUGGCAUGUAUUUUCGUAAGCUUAACUUCAGUCCUGCUUUAACUAUAAUUUUAACAGAAUUUACUCAGAUAAGAUGGUGUACACAAUGUCGAGUCACCUGGACUAGUGACCACAUUGCGACUUGGUCUAUAGGAUUCGAUCUUAUACAAGAAGGAACUGAUGUACAUGACGUUGAUCACCACACAGUGGUCAAUCAAUUGUGAAUCUGCUCAUUUUGCUCUCCAUAUGUCGUACAACUUUCCUACACUCGUGUUAGUUUGGUUAUUUUAUACUUGUCAACUACAGUUCUUGACUGUUGGCAAAUUUUAUCAAUAUUGUUAUUAUGUUCUAAAAGGUUAACUACCGGUCGACCUGAAGAUGAAAUAAAGCAGAUAUUUUCGAGGAAAUAUGUGGUCCUACGGUACGGUGUUCAAAUCGAUUAGUUCUAUCAGUUUACAAUCUCUUGCUUACGGCGACAAGUUUAUUCCUAUGGGUUACUACAAACAGCUUUCUAAAAUAUCUGUUAAAACCAAGGAAAGUCAGGAUUCGAAAAAAGACUUGCCACCCUGGCCUUGUCAUAACCCUUAUUCGUCUCAGUACUCUUCAAACAUCCAUCCAUUAAGGUUUAAAUCUAAACCGAAUGAAACUAGUUUGGAACUAAAAUAUAAGACCGUUUGUCAAGAAACUUGGCGUUGGUUAAACGAAUACUGGUCAUUAUACAAUCUUUCUUAUUCAAAGGCAAAAAAUGCAUUUUUGGAAAAAGAGAAAAUGAAAAAUUUGGAAAAUAAUUCAACUGAACAUAAGAUAUCAGAUAUGGGAGUAUUUCAUCGUGAAUUUUUGGAGGCAAAUAAAAAGCAGAGAAUGGACUUUAAUCUUAAACAAAUGUCUGCAUUACAUAAUAAACGUUCUGUGAUUGAUACACAUUGUCACUUGUGUGAAUCUAUGUUUGAUAAUGAUAUUGACAAUGUAAUCACCCGUGCAAUCUCUUCAAAUGUUCAUGGUGCUAUUGUAUUAACCGAGAAUAGAAAUGAUUUUUCAAAAAUAUUUGAAUUAAAAAAGAGAUAUCCUGACUGGAUUAAUGUUUGUCUUGGGAUUCAUCCUGUUCAGAAACAAGAAGGAACUCACAAUGGACAACGUAGUGUUAACAUGAAAGAUUUAAAACAUAAUCUUGAUAUUAUCCUUCAACAUAAAUAUGAAAUUGUUGGCAUUGGAGAGAUUGGAUUAGAUUUUACACAGACAAUAUGUUCAACUAGUGAAUUACAAGAUUUACAAAAAAGUAUAUUCACUAUACAAAUUCAAUUGGCUAAACAAUUGAAUUUACCAGUAAAUGUUCAUUCACGUUCUGCUGGAAAAGAAACCAUUGACAUAUUAAAAUCUGAAGGUAUUACAAAAGUUCAACUACAUGCUUUCGAUGGUUAUUACUUUUCAAUACCAUCUAGUUUACCAAGAAGUAAACAGAAACAGGAAUUAGUCAAAGCUUUACCAUUGGAUCGUAUUCUAGUUGAAACUGAUGCACCAGUACUAAGUUCAUCUUCAAUACAGAGCCGUACUGAACCAGACGAAGCUAUCAAAGUAUGUGAACACAUUGCAAAAAUAAAAGGAAUAGAUUUUGAAACAGUUUGUCAAAUAACAACUGAAAUGCAUUUAAACUUUAUGGAUCACUGA